Messenger RNA from Nakaseomyces glabratus, 972 nucleotides. RefSeq names its product phosphoglycerate mutase family protein (gene PMU2). NCBI's taxonomy places the organism in Eukaryota, Fungi, Ascomycota, Saccharomycetes, Saccharomycetales, Saccharomycetaceae. Gene Ontology annotation, cellular component: cytoplasm. Gene Ontology annotation, molecular function: phosphatase activity. The record is from RefSeq and is a predicted model, not a curated record.
AUGAUCCUUCAUAAAUUGCUAUUGUUGCUAAAUUUGGACUGGAAUCCUGACAACACAGCUAAGGAUUUGGAGUUCACAGCAAUGCCAGGAUAUUUUAAAGGGUACACUGUCCAGGAUACUCCAGAUUCCAAAAUUAAUGCUACUGCAAUUGAUUUCUUGCAGUUUGAUGAUAGAUUUAGCAAUUGGCAACAAUUAUAUCAAUCCAUCCCAAAUGAUACCGAAACUCAUUCAUACAAGCUGGUCAUUCUGGCCAGACACGGCCAGGGUUAUCACAAUGUUGCCUAUGACAAAUAUGGUGAGAAGGCUUGGUAUGAUUAUUGGUCCAGAUUGAAUGGUGACCAAGAUGGUAAUUGGUUUGAUGCAGAACUGACGCCUUUGGGUAAGAAACAAGCUCUAGAAACCGGCAAUACUUACCUGACAAAUAUGACUGAUGGUCUGCAACGCUUACCAGAUAAGUUUUUCGUUUCACCAUUAAGACGAUGCCUAGACACAUGCAUCAGAGAGUGGGAACCAAUAUUUGCUAAGCACAAGCCAGCAAAUUCUACUGUUCAUGUUAAGGUACUCGAAUAUAUGAGAGAAACUCUUGGAAUAGACACAUCUAAUGAACGUGUGGUUCAUUCUCAAGCACUUGCAGAGUACCAAAAUCAUAGAUAUAAUACCAGUGAUGUUACUGUUCAUUUUGAUUAUCCUGAGGAUUACUCAGAAAGGGACCAACUAUGGCAACCAAAUCAUUUGGAAACUAAUGAUGAAAUUGAUAGAAGAACAAAAAUUGGGCUACGUGAAAUGUUCUCCAGUGUCAACACUACUGAUAAAGUAAUUUCCUUGACAGCUCACCACGAUGUCAUUGAAAGUAUUCUAAGAAAUAUUAAACAUCCUACUAUUGAUGACCUGGAAACUGGAAAACUAGUUUACACUGUGAUCGAUGUAUCAAAAGUUCCAGCUGAUGACCAAUCGGUCAUCGUAGUAUCCUAA